AUGGCGCGGUCGCGGAAAAGCAGAGCCAAAACCCAAACCAAAACCAAAACCCCACCGGCGGUUUCUCCCCCACCGCCGGAGAAGCCACAGGCUGCGGUAGGAGGGAUUUCCGUCCUAUCCGAGGGCGACCUCCGCGAUAUCCUCCGCCGCCUCUCCCUCGCCGACCUCCUCCGCGCCGCCCUCGCCUGCCACCGCUGGCGCCGGGUCGCCGCAGGCUGCCUGCCCCGCGCCGCUCCCCUCCUCGGCUACUUCUUCCAGCCCGUCAAAACCUCUCUCCCAGCGCCCAUCAGGGAAACCAAGGGACCCCACUACGACGCCGUGUUCGCUCCACUCGACGCCUCCUCGCCGCGCCUCUCCCUCGACUUCGCCCCGGACGCCUCCCGCUACGAGCUGCUGGACUGCCACGAAGGCCUCCUGGUUCUCGAGCCGACCGCGUCGGUCCCCAAGGCGAUCCACCGCCGCCUCCUCGUCCUCGACCCGGCCACCCACCGCCGCGCUCUUCUCCCGCCGCCGCCGCGGGACACGGUGCCCGACGACCGCCGAUGGCGCAGCUCCAGGUACUACAUCGGCUCCGCGCUUCUCUCCCGCGCGCACCCGAGCAAGCUCUGCUUCGAGGCCGUCUGCUUCGCCAUCGACGGCAGGCACCCGCGCGUCUGGGUCGCGUCCUUCGACAACGGCCAGUGCCGCUGGCGCUCGCUCCCGUUGGCCGAGCAGGUCGUGGUCGAUUUCGACCCCUACUGGUUCGAUAGCUUCUGCGUGCACGCUGCCGGGAAGAUGUACUGGCACAUCUGCAACUCGGAUCGCGUGCUCGCGCUGGACGCUGCCACGCUGCACUUCUCCUACCUGCAAGCGCCGGCGGGCCUGCCGGGGAUCUGCUGCAAGUACCGCAUCGGGGAGACGCCUGACGGGCGGCUGUGCGUCGUGACCGUGGAGGACCAGGUGAUGCGGCGCUGGGUGCGCGGGGAUAUCAGGUCCAGCGACGACGGGUGGGUUCUGGAGAGGGAGAUGAAUCUACGCAAGGUGUACGACACGGUGCCGGGCCUGCCCAGGGACAUGAGGGCCAGGGUAGCAAGCAUCUGGGUCACCGACAUCGACGCGGGGCACAAAGAUAGGCUGUUCAUCCAGAUGUUGGGAUACGGGCGCUACUCGUUCGAUCUCAACACCGGGAAGCUGGAGCCCCUUCCGACCAAGAAUGGUAAAGAGUAUGGACAUCCCAUCUUCGCCUACUUCCUGGCCUGGCCGCCUGCCUUGCUCGCUGCAGGGUACUGAACUUUCAGCUUUUAACACC
Molecule: messenger RNA, 1288 nt
Organism: Lolium rigidum
Lineage: Eukaryota; Viridiplantae; Streptophyta; Magnoliopsida; Poales; Poaceae
Exons: 2
Coding region: 1-1269 (422 amino acids)
Molecular function (GO): protein binding
Source: RefSeq, a predicted model, not a curated record